AUGGUAGAUUCCGAGGCCGUUGAAGGCAUCGGCAAAGAGUACGUUGACCGAGCUUCUAGUGUCGAUGAGGAUUCAACCUACGUCAAAAUUGGCAAUGUCUGCUCGAAUGAUCAUGGGAUCGGAAUGGGGGAAGAUGAUGCCCUUCUCUCUUCUUCGGAAAAGGUGAUGGGUUCCCAUCUGAAUCGUCGGAUUUUGCUGUUGCGCUCCUCAAUGAGGCUGAGGGUGCCGAACGGCACGUACAUAACUCUUGACGAACCGACGGCUGCAGUCAGCGAUCGUUGUAACGCCACUGAUCACGUUGAUCUACCUAUUGCCCUGGUGCUCGGGACCCGAUUGUGCACUCAGAUACUGGUCUAG
Messenger RNA from Prunus armeniaca (apricot), 357 nucleotides. NCBI's taxonomy places the organism in Eukaryota, Viridiplantae, Streptophyta, Magnoliopsida, Rosales, Rosaceae. The record is from the annotation of a GenBank genome assembly.